This is a messenger RNA of Lachancea nothofagi CBS 11611, 2349 nucleotides long. The record is from the annotation of a GenBank genome assembly. NCBI's taxonomy places the organism in Eukaryota, Fungi, Ascomycota, Saccharomycetes, Saccharomycetales, Saccharomycetaceae.
AUGACUGAUACGGAUGAUGCAUUGGGAGAUAAUGAAUCGCAGCCUUUGCUUCGUCCUGGCAGGCCUAGGCAAAACUCUGUAACGUCUAUUCUGGCGCGCGGCAGAAGUAACACGAUUAGCGGGCUGAAAACCGGGUACGAUACUGUGAAGAGACAUCGAGUACAGUUCAUGUACGCUCUGAUGGCGUCAGUGCUACUAUAUGUAGGCUUCACGCUCGCUUUUUUGCCCAGAACCUCGCUUUCUCGAGAUUUUCGACGUCUUCAUUUCGGCAAGCUGACCCACGCCGAGACAUAUCGGAUAUUUCUGGAGAGUUUGCAAGGAGAAAACCAUGCGCAGCAGCAUUUGAGAGCUUACACAUCCGAGAGGCAUCUCGCAGGUGAUGAGAACGCCUUGAAGUAUACCGUGGACCAGCUAAAGAAGCUUGGCUUCUCACCAAAGCUUGAGAAAUACUAUCCAUGGCUGAAUACACCUGUAGAUGCGGGUAUGUCGUUGUGGAUUAACGACGAAAUGACGUUUGAGUCGAACAUGAUCGAGGACUUUUUGAAGGAGGAUCCUUCUAGUUCCGGCCCAAACCCGGUGCCAGCGUUUCACGGUUAUUCGGCCAAUGGUGAUAUCACAGCCAGAUUUGUGUAUUGCAACUAUGGGAAAUUAGAAGACUACGAGUAUUUGAAAAGCAGAGGAGUAGACCUGGAGGGCCACAUACAUGUUAUUCGGUAUGACACAAUGUUCCGCGGGCUUAAAGUGAAAAACGCUGAAUCCAACGGUGCGUCAGCAGUAAUUUUGUACACCGACACAUUCGAUGAUGGAAAUGUUACAGAAUCUAACGGCUUCAAGGCAUACCCAUUCGGACCAGCCCGUAACCCCAGCGGAUUUCAACGAGGGUCGGUUGAAUACUUCACUGAAUCCCCCGGCGAUCCCACAACACCGGGAUUCGCAUCGAAAUCCCCGAAUACUAAAAGAAUGUCUCCUUUGGGAAGGGUGCCAGGUAUUCCCUCCAUACCCAUGAGUCAGCGGGAUAUCGGUAAAAUUCUACCCCACUUGAAUAGUCGAGGUUGUGCCUUCGAUGUUCAAGGUAACGUCGAAGGUUUUGAAUAUUAUAGCGGGCCAUCUGAUGAACAGGUAAAGGUUAGAGUCUUUAACAAACAAGACUAUGGUGUUAAGGAAAUAACUGACGUCUUUGUUGAAAUUCCCGGUAUUUUGCACGGUAGCACCAUCAUUAUUGGCAACCAUAGAGACUCCUGGACUGUGGGCGGUGCGGGCGAUCCUAAUAGCGGGAGCAGUGUCUUGUUGGAAGUUGCUCGCGGUCUGAGCGAAUUGGUGAAAAAAGGCUGGAAACCUUUAAGGACUAUUCAAUUAGUCAGUUGGGAUGGCGAAGAGCCUGCAAUGUUGGGUUCUACAGAGUAUGGGGAAAAUUACGCUGCAAAACUCCAAAGACAGGUUCUAGCUUACUUUAACCUAGAUACUACGAUUGCAGGUUCUCAGUUCAAGUGUGAAUCCAAUCCCCUGCUGGCGCAACUUCUAAUAGAAUCCGCCUCUUUGACCCGGUUUGCUGGCAACCCGGGGCAAUCACUGCUGGAUGUUUGGAAUGAUCAGUCAAAUGCACAGAUUGGUAUCUUAGGAUCUGGUACGGAUUUUGCUGUUUUCCAAAAUCAUUUAGGAAUUCCGUCGGCGAACUUCAAGUUCGUUGCUGACAGGAAACACGAUGCGGUCUAUCAAUAUCAUACUAACUACGAUACUUACACCUGGAUGGAGAAAUUCGUGGACCCCGAUUAUCAUUUACACAACACUAUGGCUAUUUUCACGGGAAUGUCUGCAUUGACAUUGAGUGAAAACGAAUUGGUAGCUUUCCAAUCCCAUGAUUAUGUUAAACAAAUACAGUACAACUAUGCCAAGUGGCACGGGCUGUUGAAUCAAACCUUCAGGGCUGGAGUUUACCUUCGUGAUUCAUACAUUCAAGAAAAGGCUCAAGAUCUUUCUCAGCUCAUUGCCCACGUUGAAGGCAAAGUAAGUCCCAAGUUCGAUUCGGAGACCGCCGCACUUCGCAAGCUAGUGACCAGAGACUACCCGUGGUACAAAUUUCCUAAGAAAAUAGCCAUCUACUUCAAGUUGUCGGCCACCAACUCUAAAUUGAAACAACUCGAUCGUUUGUUUGUCACGGAUAGAGGUCUAAAAGACCGUGGUUGGAUGAAACAUUCAAUUUUCGGGCCGGACAAGCAGCUGGGCUAUCUUGGGGACGUCUUACCAGGGUUGCACGAGGCUGUUUCGGAUGGGAAUGUUCAAGAAACCCUGGAAUGGCUACAUAUUCUAACCAAGCAAAUGAAAUUGGUACAGGAGCUACUUGAGACGUAA